AUGGCGUCUGGCUCAGCUCCUAGUACUUCGACGAACAACAAUCCAGCCUCUGUUCAUGGCUCUACUGCCAUCAACACGGAUCCUGUUGAGGCUGGACUAUCUGACCCCAUUCUUAAACAUUUCCUCAUUCCGUACCACACCAAAGGCAACCCCAAGCUGUGCAAGUUCUGUGGCAAGAAGUUCGAGGGCGGAACAAACCGCUGUGCUAUCCAUCUUGCAACAUGGAAAGGGCAGGAGGAGCGCGCUGUGGCGUUAUGCAAGGACGCGCCCACGGCAGUCCGCGAUGAAGUGCGUGGCAUGUACGAGACCAAUGCGGAACAGCAGGACUUGAAGCGAGGGGCGGCCGCUGCAGCAAUUCAUUCUACGCUUGACGCUGUCAGUGGAAAUCCGGAGAAGAAGAGCAAAAUUACGGGUUUCUUCGGCGAUGAGGCGACGUGCGCCAAGGAGGACGCGGAUAACGCGCUUUGCCUUUUGUUCGCGGCGCUGGAACUUCCGGAGCGCAUUGCGGACGAUCCGGUCUUCCGCUACGUGGUCCAGUGCAUUGCGCGCGCUGAACCGGGGUACGUCCCUCCUAAGAGGCGCUACAUUGGAGGGGCGGGCUUGAAGAAAAUGGAGGUCGCGCUCGCCCCCGUUGCCGCGAGCUGGAAGCGGGACGGGGUAACCGUGUCGUCGGACAUGAUGACCGACCGUUGUGGCCGCCCGCAGGCCAACGUGCUCCUUGUCAACGACUCCGCCGCAGUUUUCGAGCAGGCGGUCGACUGCAACAUGGAGUCGAAGACCGGGGGGUACAUCGCCAGCCUUCUACGCCCCGUCAUUGAUAAGGUGGGGCCGGAGAAUGUGGUGGCAAUUUGCGCCGAUGGGGGCAGCAACUAUGCAUCGGCCGCCAAGAAGAUUGCGAGCACAUGGCCGCACAUUGAGCAAGAGCCUUGUGCCACGCACGUCCUUGACCUUAUGAUGGAAGAUGUGGGCAAAAUGGGAUGGGCGAAAGGGCUUGUGGAGAAAGAAGGGGAAAUGAUUACCUUUGUGCGCAACCACCACUUCACCCGUGCCUAUAUGAAGAAAGUGGGGGGAAGCAGCGAAGAGUGGAAGGUGUGGGCAGCGGGGGACAAGGAUAGGAAGAUGGCAGCCGAGAAAUUCAGGGCUGCGGUGAUGGAUGAGAAGUGGUGGGGGAUGGCGGCGUUCUUUACCUCUCUCAUGGAGGUGCCAUUCAAGGUCAUGCGGGCCACGGACUCUUCCGCGAAAGGCAUGAUGGAUAAGCUGUAUGACAUCAUUCUACAGCUUACCGAGGACAUCAACGACAAUCUCGACGAUGCAGGCGACUUCUUGACCCGGGUAGAGAGGGCAGAUAUCACACGCAUUGUGAAGGACAGGUGGGACAACUCCCUUGCCUGCCCCAUGCAUGUGGUUGGCCGGAUCCUGAAUCCGGCCAACCAGGUAGAGGGAAUUUUCAGGAAGGAUGUGGAGUGCGCACGGGUGUUCAAGGACUGCAUCGAGCGCCACUAUGACAACUAG
Molecule: messenger RNA, 1512 nt
Organism: Closterium sp. Yama58-4
Lineage: Eukaryota; Viridiplantae; Streptophyta; Zygnematophyceae; Desmidiales; Closteriaceae
Source: the annotation of a GenBank genome assembly